AUGAUGCCCAUUCAUUACUAGAGACAGCUCUCCUAGAAAUCAAGAAGAACUCCCAUCUCAACUAACAGUAUAUAAUUAUAUCAUACUCUCAAUUAUAACAUCGCUUAUAUCUAAUAUUUAAAUUAUAUAAUAUAGUAGGAUUAGAUUCACUGUUGCAACAACGAAUGAUCAUAGACCUUGUGUAAAAAGAAUAUAAUUAAUCUCCAGGAAAUAAUGCCCAAAAAUUAUAAAAGCAUAGCAGCUUCACACUCAAACCUAACAGAUUGCCAUCUCUUAAAAUGCAUAAAGAUUAUGGACUUACUGAGGAGGAGAAGGGAACCUAUGGAGACAGGUAAUUAUUAGGAUUUGAAAAGCUAGAACUCUUGGGAAGGUACAUUAGUUAAUUAACUCUAUUUAGGGGAGGAUUUGCAUUAGUAUGGUUGGCAUCAACAGGAAAUCAGAAAGUAGCAUUAAAACAAAUUGCCAAACCACAAUAGAGCAAAGAGGCAAAAUUCAGUUACAUAAAAUCAGAUAACAUUGUUUAGAUAAUGGGGGUGGAACAUUCAAAUAAAGAUACUUGGAUUAUUUAGGAGCUAGGAGGGAAACCAUUGAGCAAAGUGCUCUACACAAUGAAAGGGGAGUUCUACAAAGGAGAAAGAGUUUAUGCAGUAUAUCCAAUCAUAUUUUUAGAUAAGCGAGACUGUUGAAUUGUUAGACAUGUAUGAGCAUCCUUACAAACUCAUUGAACUUAUGCAUGGAAUUCUCAAUGGAAUCUCUUGUAUUAAUGAUAAGCAUGUCACUCAUUUCGAUUUAAAACCAGACAAUAUAUUAGUUGAAAACAAUAUUCCAAAAAUAAUAGAUUUUGGAUCUGCAUUUUCAAAUUAAGACAAUGAUCAAUUUGGAAUGAUUACUCCUGAAUACAUGGCUCCUGAGGCCCUUGACAUCAUGCAUAAUUGGACUAAAUAUUCUAAUCAAUACAAUACUUAAAUCGAAGCCCUUACAAAAAUGCAUGGAACUCCAAAAAUUGAUGUUUGGAGUUAUGGUAUUUUUAUAAACAAAUAAAGGGGCAAUAAUACUUGAUAUUUUGCAUGGUGUACCUAAUUGGCUAUCCUAUAAAGGCAAAAUUAUGAGAUAAGGAAAACCCUAAAUCAAAUAUGGUUUAUUUGCAGUCAAAGGAAGAGAUUUAAGCAAGUAAUUAUACAUUCUAAUACAAUUAGAAUUAUCUAAAAGUAAUAGUAAUUGUAAUUGAAUUCAAUCAUCAGACAGAAUUGUAACUACUUAACUCUGGUAAAAUAAAAUUAACUCUUUGAUUUACUAAAACAAUGUCUAGCCUAUGAUCCAUCUCAAAGAUCAGAAGCUAAAGAUUUACUAAAACACGAUUUUUUUAAUUAAAACUGA
Paramecium octaurelia is the source of this 1377-nucleotide messenger RNA. The record is from the annotation of a GenBank genome assembly. NCBI's taxonomy places the organism in Eukaryota, Ciliophora, Oligohymenophorea, Peniculida, Parameciidae.